ACAACGACCUUCACCACCGCCGUCUAUUUUUGGCCUUGGGUUCCGUUCAAAUUUCCACCCACAAAAACCUCAUAGAUCAUCAAUACACCUUCUAUCACCACAGCGCAACAUUACCACCAUGAAGGGAGUUCGGGCUUUGACGGUGCUGUCGCUGGCAGCUUUCGCCAGCGCCCAGACUCUCGAGGGCCUCGGUGCCUGUGAACAACAAUGUUACACCCAAGCGUUGAACAAGGCGGGCUCAUUCGCCUGUGCGGCGAUGGACUUUAACUGCCUGUGCCGCGUUGAGAACUGGGGCUUUGAUAUGCGUGACUGCGCGGUGGCCAAUUGCCCCCCGGGGUCCGAUGCGCUUGUCACGAACGCAGCCUCUGCGAUGUGUGCGACGGCCACACUUCCCCCUGGCGCCCCAGCCCCGACUUCGGAGACGACCACCACUGAGCCAGCUCCGUCGACAACCGAGGCACCCACCGAGGCGCCCGCGGAAUCAACAACUUCGACUCCCGAGACUUCGACGACAUCCGAGGGCCCAGAAUCUUCGUCAACAUCAACAGAAUCCACGGAAUCUUCAGCGUCGACGGCUCCCACGGCUGUUCCGACCAAGGUUGUUACGAGUUCAACAUCUUCCUCAAGUGCCGGCGCGGCAGAAACCUCGGCUAGUUCUGAAGACUCGAGCCCGGCCGGAAUCACCGAGGCUGCCAAGAUCGGCAUUGGCAUUGGUGUUACCGCUGGUGUGCUCGCUCUCCUCGCCGUGGCCGCCUGCAUCUUCCUACGCAAGCGGCGGGCCAGACAGGCCCCCACACAAAUGGACCGGUUCCAGAUCUCGCAACCAAUGCCCAGCGAUGAGCACGCCUAUACGCAUAACAACAACUCGGACUACGACAUUGGAUCGGGCGACCUGGAGAUGAAGAGCCGGCGGUACGAGGACAUGCUCCCGCGAGAGGAACCACGGCAGAUGGUCUAGUUAGGCACUGCUCGGGGUUCUGGAAUGGCAGGGUCCUCUGGUGCAGGCCGGAGAGGUGUUUCGAUUUAGGAAAGAGGAAAUGGCGCAACCGAUGGACCGCCAUCUGUGGGAAAAUGAAACAGAAGGAAACUAGAGCUGGGUUGGAAUGUCGAAUAGGGGGUCGAACUACAGGCGAAAUACUUGGGCCAGGAGCA
Molecule: messenger RNA, 1152 nt
Organism: Chaetomium fimeti
Lineage: Eukaryota; Fungi; Ascomycota; Sordariomycetes; Sordariales; Chaetomiaceae
Exons: 4
Coding region: 119-958 (279 amino acids)
Source: RefSeq, a predicted model, not a curated record